Messenger RNA from Dentiscutata erythropus, 158 nucleotides. NCBI's taxonomy places the organism in Eukaryota, Fungi, Glomeromycota, Glomeromycetes, Diversisporales, Gigasporaceae. The record is from the annotation of a GenBank genome assembly.
AUGACUGCGUAUAAUAAACCUAAGAUUGCAAAUUUUGAUGUAGCUCGUAAACAAAAUGAAACAACUAGUGAAAUUCCUGAUCUGAAAAAAGUUGUUCGUUGGAUGGCUCCCGAAAAAAUAAGAGGUGAUUCUUAUACUACACGUUGUGAAAUUUUCAG